AUGUCUACUCGCAAGAGAAAGAAUGAAGCCGAGGAGGAGCUCCAAGCCCUUCCCAGCGAUGAUAGUGAAGAGGAAGAAGAGUAUGAAGACUCGGAUGUUGAAGCAGGCUUGAGUGACGAGGGUGAGGGCGACGAAGAAGCCGAAGCCGAAGAAUACUCCGAUGAAGACGAGGAGGGAGAGGAAGAAGGCAAAGACGAAGGCCCUCCUGCAGCCAAGAAGCAAAAGACUAAGCCCGCUGGUGAUGACAAACCUGCCAAUGGCGAUAAGGUCGAGGAGGAGGGACUCGAGGGUGAAGAUGAUGAGGAAGAGGAGGUGGACUUGGGUGAUGAGGAAGAUGAAGACGAGGAUGAUACCGCAGAGAUGAGUGGUCCUGCUGCGGCUGCUGUCAAGGCCAAGGGUGAUGUUGUUCCUAAAGAAUCGGAUUUGGUUGAGAUCGAUGACGAGGACGAGGAAUAA
Penicillium verhagenii is the source of this 456-nucleotide messenger RNA. RefSeq lists its product as uncharacterized. The transcript has 3 exons. Bases 1 to 456 code for a protein of 151 amino acids. The record is from RefSeq and is a predicted model, not a curated record. Lineage: Eukaryota; Fungi; Ascomycota; Eurotiomycetes; Eurotiales; Aspergillaceae.